This is a messenger RNA of Oncorhynchus mykiss (rainbow trout), 1977 nucleotides long. Its product is annotated as zona pellucida-like domain-containing protein 1. The record is from RefSeq and is a predicted model, not a curated record. Lineage: Eukaryota; Metazoa; Chordata; Actinopteri; Salmoniformes; Salmonidae.
UGGUAAUAUGUGGCCUGUUGUCCCCACAGCCAACACUGACAUUAACGUCUACUGUGGUAAUGUGUGAUCUGUUGUCCCCUCAGCCAACACUGACAUUAACGUCUACUGUGGCACAAAUCGCAUGGAGCUCCAUAUCUUGCUAUGUCCUGUCUACUUUGGUGGAUACAAUGAAACACUGAUGUCCCUCAACGCUCAGUACUUCAAGGGAGAGUGCCGGGGGACACCCGAUUGGACGGUUGACCCGCCUAUUCUGAAAUACAACUUCUCCAUCACAGAGGAGGCGGUGUCUGCCUGCAACAACAAAAUAAAGAUCACUCAGGAGGUGGGUUCUGGGCUCUUUGCGGAUUUCUCCAGCGUUCAGUUUGUCAACAUCUCGGGCAUGAUCAACUCUCUGGACCCCAGUGCGGGAACGAUCACCUACCGCCAGGAAAUGAUUUACAAAUUCUCCUGCCGCUAUCCACUCCAGUACUUGGUCAACAACACUGAGAUGACCGUGUCUGGGGUGAGCCUAGCAGUCAAAGACAGCAAUGGGAGUUUCAUCAGUACCCUGAGUAUGAUGCUCUACUCGGACAGGUUCUACACAACCCAGCUCAAGGUCCCUGAGGGAGGCUUGACGUUGAAGACACGCAUCUUUGUGGAGGUCAAGGCCACCAAUCUCACUGGAAGGUUCAACGUGUUGUUGGACCGAUGCUAUGCCACAACCAGUCCUUACCCCGUCAACAGCACUUAUUAUGACCUCUUUGUUGGGUGUAACCGGGAUGGCCAGACGGUGAUGGGGGUGAAUGGGCAACAGCAGGAAGCUCGUUUCUCGUUUGAGGCCUUCCGCUUCGUCCAGCACAAGAACAGGACGUUGUCCACUUUCUACCUGCACUGCUCUACCAGACUCUGUGAGAGGUCCGUCUGCACCUCGCUGCAACAGAACUGCACGGACAUCAGCUCAAGGAGGAAGCGGGAGGUCCAGGACACGUCUGUGUCCGACACAGCCACAGUCAGCUCCGGCCCCAUCCGCACCCAAGUGGACAACGGUGAUACUGUCGGAAUUGUAUCUGAAGUUUCCGAGCAGUUGGGUGGAAAACACAGAUCCUUGCAAGGUGUUGCCAUAGCAGCAGGGAUUGUUGGCGCACUCUGUAUCUCCAUGGUAGCCUUCAUUGCGUACUGGAUCAUUGUGCCAAGGACCAUUGGGGCCACAGAGACGAGAAUGCUCUUCACUACAAAAGAGUGACAGUUUAGGGGAAGGCUUUGCCCUGUUACUCUUAAGGUGGUUUCCUAUGUCCUAGUUCUUAUGAUCACUGACUUAAGUAGGUGGGUCAGUGACAGUGCAAUAACUUAAUUAAUAUAUCUGUAACCUGCACAUAUAGCAUUGCAUGUUUAAAUUGUUUAUUUCCAUUUUAAAGGCAUGUAAAGUCUGGUAUUAAGGCUAUCUUCUUUGUCUGGGGGUAAGGUCAAGUAUAAAUGGAUGCUAUUCCAUAUCUAUUAUCAUAAUCCAAAAUGUCAAAUCAAACAUGACUACCUAUUUUGGUGUAUUAGUUUCAAGGGCUUCUUCGAUGCUGUCCAUCAAAUCAUAUUUAAAUGCAAAUUUUCUAUAACCUGUCUCUUUCAAUUUCCCAGUCUUUACAAAUACUGGUGUAUAAAACCACUCGAUAAAGUUUUUAAAAGUAAAAUGGCCUGUUUUUCCCAUGAUGUUUCAUAAUCUGUCCUGCUGCCCUUGAAGUUCUCUAGCCUCAGACUACCAGACAAUUACACAUUCAAACAGGCCGUUCUGGAAUUUAAACUAUGAAUUAGAGCGAAACCAUUACCUGAUUACAGAAUGGACCCUAGCCCAAAGUUACAAUGGUACCGUUGAAUGUGUAUUUGUAGACACUUUAUUUUUUUAAAGACAUGGAUGAGGGAAUAAAUACACAUGCCACUGUUCAUCCAUCCAUCAUUUCAGUAAAAAAAAAAAACAGUCUUAAAAAACAUUAAUUAAAAGUUUAGAAA